AUGGCCACGGUGUCUAUCGAUCAUAUUUUCGAGGCAUGUGACCUUGUGCAUAAGCCCACCCAAAUCUUGAUUAUCUGCCAGCGAUUUGCUAGCAUCAGGUCCCAUCGCCGGUACAGAAAGGCCUCACGACCCUGCUGCGACGGCAACGGGUGCGUUUCCGGGAGCCAGCAUGUGCUCAACCUCGCCUCGAUGACUCGCCGAUGGACCCCCACCUCCAGUUCCAAGACGGCAAAACAUGCCGCCAGUGUGGCUAUCACACCGUCAACAUCACCGUCCUGCGACGUCAUCUUCACAGGAGCAUCUGCAGCAGCAACAUGGUCCCAAAGCUCCUCACGGCGUUAUUGGACAGUGAUCCAUCAGGGACGAACCGUCCGAUCGGUGGCGCCGGACCGCACCGCGGAUGUCCACCUAGUUUCGAUCCACCAGCGAGAACGGCCCCGCCUUGACGAGGAGGCUGCCGAAGCCGCCGAGGCCGACUAG
Molecule: messenger RNA, 480 nt
Organism: Penicillium argentinense
Lineage: Eukaryota; Fungi; Ascomycota; Eurotiomycetes; Eurotiales; Aspergillaceae
Exons: 2
Coding region: 1-480 (159 amino acids)
Source: RefSeq, a predicted model, not a curated record